UAAAGAUACAGUUGUUUCCUCUUCCAUCAAAGGCAAGAAAAUAUGUUGUGGGAUUACCUUCCAAAUUCAAUCCUUCCGCCAACAAAGACGAUCCAGCCAAGAGACUCAAAUACGCAGAUUAAUUAAAAGAUCAUAGCAAGCAACCAAUCAUCACCCCAAACCUGAAAAAUCAGAUUACAGACAUUUGGCAAAUCGCUUUUAGAUUUUGUGAGAAUAGUGUGUGUGUUUUGGGAAUGGGGAAGGUAAUGGUGAUGUUGACGGCAGCGGCGGCGGUUGUGGCAUGUUCGGUGGCGGGGGUGAUGGUGAGGAGGAGGGUGAAAGAUAGGAGGAAAUGGAGGAAGGUGGUGGGGUUAUUGAAGGAUCUGGAGGAAUCUUUUGAGACGCCGUUGGGGAGGUUGAGGCAGAUGGUGGAUGCUGUUGCUGUUGAGAUGCAAGCUGGUUUGGUCUCUGAAGGAGGUUCUAAGCUUAAAAUGCUCCUCACUUUUGUUGAUGAUCUUCCUAAUGGGAGUGAGAGAGGAACGUAUUACGCACUCCAUCUUGGAGGCUCUUACUUUAGGAUUAUAAAGGUUCAUUUGGGUGGCCAAAGAUCGACUCUUGAAGUUCAAGAUAUCGAAAGACAUAGCAUACCCACAUCUUUGUUGAAUAGUACCAGCGAGGUUCUCUUCGACUUCCUAGCAUCAUCCUUGCAGAGGUUUAUUGAAAAAGAAGGAAAGGAGUCUAUUUCUUCACAAGAUGUGAAAAGGGAACUUGCGUUUACUUUUUCUUUCCCUGUUAAACAAACGUCUCUAUCUUCAGGAGUUCUCAUCAAAUGGACCAAAGGCUUUGCAAUUAGUGAAAUGGCUGGGGAAGAUAUUGCUGAAUGCCUACAAGGAGCGUUGGACAGGAGAGGGCUAGAUAUACACGUUGCAGCUCUUGUGAAUGAUACAGUUGGGGCGCUGUCCUAUGGACAUUAUCAUGACCCAGACACGAUUGCCGCUGUUGUCUUUGGAACAGGUAGUAAUGCCUGUUACCUCGAACGCACUGAUGCCAUAAUCAAGUGUCAGAAUCCACGCACAACUUCUGGAAGCAUGGUGGUGAACAUGGAGUGGGGAAACUUUUGGUCAUCUCGUCUGCCAAGAACUUUAUACGACAUUGAGUUGGAUGCAGAGAGUUUAAAUUCAAAUGACAUGGGAUUUGAGAAGAUGAUAGGAGGGAUGUAUCUAGGCGACAUUGUCCGCAGAGUAAUUCUUCGUAUGUCACAAGAGUCUGACAUCUUUGGACCCAUCUCAUCCAUUUUAUCGACGCCUUUCGUUCUAAGAACGAAUUCAGUCUCAGCAAUGCACGAAGAUGACACACCAGAGUUACAUGAAGUAGCAACAAUCUUGAAACAUUUAGGGGUACCGAAGGUACCACUGAAGGUGAGGAAACUUGUAGUGAAGAUAUGCGAUGUAGUGACACGCAGAGCAGCUAGGCUAGCAGCAGCAGGAAUCUCAGGAAUCUUGAAGAAGGUGGGGAGAGAUGGGAGCGGAGGAGAAGGAAGAAGAAGAAGUAGCGAUAAGCAGAUGAGAAGAACGGUAGUGGCAGUAGAAGGUGGUCUCUAUUCGAAUUAUAAGAUGUUUAGAGAAUACAUGGACGAAGCUUUGAGAGAGAUAUUGGGAGACGACGUGGCUCGACUUGUAGUGAUUAAGGCCAUGGAAGAUGGCUCAAGCAUCGGCUCUGCAUUGUUGUUGGCUUCAUCGCAUAGUGUUCGAACCGUAUCGAACAUAUAGAAUUGAAUAGUUGCGUAGAUUAAAAAUGUAUAUUCACUCGAUUGUUUCGGACGCAUUUAGGUAAAUAGUUUUGUUUCUUGACUAAUUUAAUUAAGAUUCAAUAGAGAAAUUUAAC
Eruca vesicaria subsp. sativa (arugula) is the source of this 1863-nucleotide messenger RNA. NCBI's taxonomy places the organism in Eukaryota, Viridiplantae, Streptophyta, Magnoliopsida, Brassicales, Brassicaceae. The record is from the annotation of a GenBank genome assembly.